Messenger RNA from Geodia barretti, 667 nucleotides. Lineage: Eukaryota; Metazoa; Porifera; Demospongiae; Tetractinellida; Geodiidae. The record is from the annotation of a GenBank genome assembly.
CACACACACACAGACAGACAAACCAACUACCGUAACCCUCGCUGCGCAUGCGCACCGGUAGUUAAAAAUGUGCCACGCAACGCGCUGUAUAAUCGCGCCGCCGUAUAUAUACGGUCCGCAUAUCCGCGGCCGGACUAAUAAUCGCGCAUGCGUAGUGCAUCUAUCACUUACAUCGACUCAAUCAGUGGUGGCAGGUAUACAGAGUUUGACUCGGUUACUGCAGACUUGCAGGUCGCACACAAAAUCAGAGAGAGCUCCAUUAGAGAGCCCCGAGUAUGUCUCACUGCCAUCGUCCCAUCUGGCAUGUCACAUGUCUUUGUCAAAUAAAACAAACGGUGAAGAGGCAGCAGUUAGCCAAGAGAGGGAAGAAAAAGGAGGAGAAGGAAGAAGUAGAGGAAGAAGGAGUGUCAAGAUGUAGAAUCAGUCGAAGGAGGAGUCUGCUGCAGAGAAGAAAGAUGUCUCUAUGGAGGAAGUUGAAAUCAGCCUAUGGUGGUAGACAACACAAAACAUUGAUGCAUACUACUUAAUAUUCGUUUGCUGUUACAAUUUUAUAUACCAACUUGGGUGCUAAUGGAUGUUGUUUUGGGUGUUCGGCACUUUACUGUUUCUCACAUGAUUAGAUGCUAGAUGCUUUGCGUGUGUGGAGAAGAUUUGCUGGUCUGCCUGU